This is a messenger RNA of Prorocentrum cordatum, 402 nucleotides long. The record is from the annotation of a GenBank genome assembly. Lineage: Eukaryota; Dinophyceae; Prorocentrales; Prorocentraceae.
GCGGGCUCUGCUCGGGCCAGUUUGCCAGACACCAGCUCCACCGCCGACGCGAAUGGCACCUUCAUCGAAGAGUCCAUGAGCGACCGCAGCGAGGGCAGCACCGCCAUGUCCGUGACGGCAAGUUCGGAAUCCUUAUUUGGCGCCAGUAUGACGAGUGUGCGUCAUGCUGACCUCUGUACUGGUGUUGUGCCGCGUCCUGCUGGUGAGGGUCGUGCCGAUUGGCUCCAUCAUAGUGCCGGGGCUGCCGUAGAUGAUGCAACCUGUUAUGAUCACGUGCUGGCAGCGGUGGUGUCCCACGCGCGGGAGCGCCGGCCUCUCGCGCUGGUUGCUGGCGAGGUGUAUGACGCCCAGCACGUUCUAGAUUCUUUCGGGCGGCCGACCUUGAGCGAAGCUUAUUGCUGA